AAGACACUUGGUCACGUUACGUACAGCAGCGGCGCAGCCGGAUGUUACAGCUGGAGCUGACAGAAAGGGACCUUGCCGACGGACAGCUCAUUUGACGGGGUAAAGUUAAUCGUUAAGUUACAGGGAAAACGGAACAUGCCGCGGGGGGAAGAGAAGAACGGGACGUCCGUAUAUGUUAACAAUCCUCAUUUGGAUUCCAUGAAAGAUGACAUACUCUACCACUUUAACCUCGGAACGUCCACUCACGACUUACAAGCAAUGUUUGGAGAUGUCAAAUUUGUGUGUGUAGGGGGAAGUCCAUGGAGAAUGAAGUCUUUCACUGAAUACAUUGCAAAGGAGUUGGGGCUCGCAGACCCUAAUGCAGAGUACCCUAAUAUAUGCGAAGGGACCGAUCGCUAUGCCAUGUAUAAAGUUGGACCGCUGCUAUCUGUCAGUCAUGGCAUGGGCAUCCCGUCAAUCUCAAUAAUGUUGCAUGAGCUUAUUAAGCUUCUCUAUCAUGCUCGCUGCACUGAUGUUACAAUAGUGCGCAUCGGAACCUCUGGUGGAAUAGGUUUAAAGCCAGGCACUGUGGUGGUUACCAAGCAGUCAGUUGAUGCUAUGUUCAAGCCCCGCCUUGAGCAGAUCAUCCUGGGCAAACCAGUCGUCAGGAGCACAGAACUUGAUGGCAAACUUGCAGAGGACCUGCUCAAGUGUGGCGAUGACCUCGGAGAGUUUGAGACCGUCAUUGGUAACACGAUGUGCACGCUAGACUUUUACGAAGGUCAGGCUCGGCUGGAUGGGGCCUUCUGCUCAUACACUGAGGAGGAUAAACAGAGCUAUCUUGCUGAAGCUUAUGCUGCUGGGGUUCGUAACAUUGAGAUGGAGUCAUCGGUCUUUGCGGCCAUGUGCAAACUGAGUAAUCUUCGUGCGGCUGUUGUGUGCGUGACACUGCUGGACAGGCAGAAAGGAGACCAGCUCACCAGCUCUCAUGAUGUCCUGAAUAACUACCAGCAGCGGCCUCAGAUGCUGGUAAAACAUUACAUCAAAAAGAAGCUGAAUGCCUCCAAGAAAAGCUAGUUUUGUGCUAGCUAGAACAAUAACAGGCAGGUUUCCGUGCAGACAUCGGAAACGGUCCUCGGCUGAAGAUAGGAAACAGUUUUAGGAAAAUACUGCAGUUUUGUUUAGGAAGAUCCUUAAUAUAUGAAAACCAGAUCAAGUCGACUGGUUUGUUGAAAUCUGACCAAACCAACAGAAAUACCUUUAAUCUUUUUCUACGGUUUAUUAUUUAAGUCACUAAUAUGCUGUACUCAUGCACACUCCUGCUUUGAAUAAUAGAUUAAUUGGUUUGAAAUUACAUUAGCCAAAUUGUAUUCUAUACUGUCUUAAAUUUAUUGUUAUUGUUUUAAAAUACUGCUGUCUUCAAAGUACUCCUGAUAUAGCAGUUAUUUACAAAGGGAAAUGUGAGAUUACUGUGCAGUUUUUAACUUUAAGCACUAGUUACAUUAUGGUCUAUCACUUAGUUGGUCUUGCCUCAUUUUGUUUGUUACAACAGUUUGUAAAGUUGUACUGUAAAAUCACCAAUGUCUUAAUUUUUUCCAUUACAAUUUGCAAAAUGUCAUUAUGCAAAGUUUUGUUUUAUUCCCAUGACUGAAUGUUUAUAUAACAUUGCAACAUUAAGAGAAAUAAACUUUAAGAGAUUUAUUGAA
Molecule: messenger RNA, 1685 nt
Organism: Triplophysa rosa
Lineage: Eukaryota; Metazoa; Chordata; Actinopteri; Cypriniformes; Nemacheilidae
Gene: upp1
Product: uridine phosphorylase 1
Exons: 8
Coding region: 136-1056 (306 amino acids)
Biological process (GO): uridine catabolic process; nucleotide catabolic process
Cellular component (GO): cytosol; cytoplasm
Molecular function (GO): uridine phosphorylase activity
Source: RefSeq, a predicted model, not a curated record